AUGGUGAAAAAAAAUUUGAAAGGAAGGGGAGACAAACUAUCAGCUAACGCUCCACUUGAUAACCAAUUGGAAGCGGGAAAUGUAGCAAAACAGAGGGAAGAGCUUCGUGAGAAACAGAAAAGAAAAAGAGCAGAAUCUGAAACCGAUGAGUUCGUCCCGGAUUCGCUAUCAUCAAAAAUUCUUAACGAGGCAAGGAAACAGCUUCUGGAAGAAGCUAUAGAUGAACAAGGCGCAGCCGAUACUUCAAGAGUUUCGAAGAGACAACGCGGAAGUUGGCUCGGAGAUGAUGAUGAGAAAUCUAAUGAUGAAGACGAUGACGAGGAGGAAGAUGACAAUGGAUUUGAAGAUCAGAUCAUUGAGCUCGAUCCACAAGAUGAAGCAGACUUGGCGAGGUUCCUCAAGAAAGAUGCCGCUCAAAUUUCCACUCUCUAUGACAUUAUCCAAGCCAAAAUCGAAGCGAAGCAGAACGAUGCCGAAUUAGCUCUCAGUCAAGUUGAUCCAAACGAGUUCAAUAUGCGGGAUAUGGAUCCAGAAGUUGUUGAAAUGUAUGAGCAGAUUGGUCAGUACAUGUCAAAAUAUCGCAGUGGAAAGGUGCCGAAAGCUUUCAAAAUCAUUCCAAAAAUGAUCAAUUGGGAACAGAUUCUUUUCCUCACAAAGCCCGAAACUUGGACUGCAGCUGCUAUGUACCAAGCCACACGACUAUUCGCUUCCAACAUGAAUCCAAAAAUGUGUCAGAGAUUCUACACGCUGGUCCUUCUCCCCCGACUCCGAGAUGAUAUUGAUGAGUUCAAAAAAUUGAACUACCAUCUUUAUCAAGCUCUCUGUAAAGCUAUUUACAAGCCAGCAGCGUUUUUCAAAGGACUUAUUCUUCCAUUGUUGGAGUCUGGAACCUGUACACUCCGUGAAGCGGUCAUCUUCAGUUCGGUGCUCACAAAAGUGCCUAUUCCUAUUUUCCACUCAGCUGCCGCUAUGCUCAGAAUUGCGGAGAUGGAAUACACUGGCGCCAAUUCUGUCUUUCUUCGUGCACUCAUUGACAAGAAGUAUGCGCUUCCGUAUCGUGCAGUCGAUGGUGUCGUCAAUCAUUUCAUCCGUCUGAAAAACGACGAGCGAGACAUGCCCGUCUUGUGGCAUCAGUGCCUUUUGGCAUUAUGUCAAAGAUACAAGAAUGAUCUGAAUGCCGAACAGAAAGCCGCCAUUCAUGAGCUUAUCAGAUUCCAUGGUCACUAUCUCAUCUCGCCGGAAGUUCGCCGCGAACUUGAAUCAAAGGAAACAGAAGACGGUCAUGUCAUCACAUCCGUGGUUGUUGAAGGACGAAAGAUGGAUAGUAUGGAAUUCUAA
Caenorhabditis briggsae is the source of this 1338-nucleotide messenger RNA. It is a transcript of the gene Cbr-byn-1, whose product is annotated as Protein CBR-BYN-1. NCBI's taxonomy places the organism in Eukaryota, Metazoa, Nematoda, Chromadorea, Rhabditida, Rhabditidae. Bases 1 to 1338 code for a protein of 445 amino acids. Gene Ontology annotation, molecular function: snoRNA binding. Gene Ontology annotation, cellular component: cytoplasm; nucleolus; preribosome, small subunit precursor. The transcript has 10 exons. Gene Ontology annotation, biological process: rRNA processing. The record is from RefSeq and is a predicted model, not a curated record.